Monodelphis domestica (gray short-tailed opossum) is the source of this 1333-nucleotide messenger RNA. It is a transcript of the gene ERI3, whose product is annotated as ERI1 exoribonuclease family member 3. The record is from RefSeq and is a predicted model, not a curated record. Gene Ontology annotation, molecular function: nucleic acid binding; 3'-5'-RNA exonuclease activity. NCBI's taxonomy places the organism in Eukaryota, Metazoa, Chordata, Mammalia, Didelphimorphia, Didelphidae.
AGACUUCUGCAUGUUCAAUGGUAGCAGCACUUGGCCGUCCUGGGACAGUGAGGCUUUCUCUGGACUCGCUGUGGAAGGCGAGGACAGUGUUGGGCUCUUCUCUGCCUCCUUCUUCUUCUCCUUCUUGCGUCCCGGAGCUCAGCUCCAUCACCGUCAAGACGCUGGCGACUCACGGCUUCGGGGUGGCCAUGGCAGCCAUGGCGGCCAUCCCUCCGCAGAGAUACCACUACUUCUUAGUGCUGGACUUCGAGGCCACGUGUGAUAAGCCGCAGAUCCAUCCCCAGGAAAUCAUCGAGUUCCCCAUCCUGAAGUUAAACGGCCAGACGAUGGAAAUCGAGUCCACGUUCCACAUGUACGUGCAGCCGGCUGUCCACCCUCAGCUGACCCCGUUCUGUACGGAGCUGACUGGAAUCAUCCAAGGCAUGGUGGAUGGCCAGCCGAGUCUCCAGCAAGUGCUUGAGAGGGUUGAUGAAUGGAUGGCGAAGGAAGGUCUUCUCGACCCAAGUGUCAAGUCAAUCUUCGUCACUUGUGGAGACUGGGACUUAAAAGUGAUGCUGCCUGGCCAGUGCCACUACCUGGGGUUGCCAGUGGCUGAUUACUUCAAGCAGUGGAUUAACCUGAAAAAGGCCUACAGCUUCGCCAUGGGCAGCUGGCCCAAGAAUGGACUGCUAGACAUGAACAAAGGCCUCAACCUGCAGCACAUAGGACGGCCUCACAGCGGCAUCGAUGACUGCAAGAAUAUCGCCAACAUCAUGAAGACGCUGGCACACCGAGGCUUCAUCUUCAAGCAAACGUCCAAGCCCUUUUGAUCGGCCAACGGAGGGGGAGUCGGCUCUCGCCACAGACCCCCCCAGCCAGCCCCCUGCCUGUCCCCGGUCCCCAGCCCCCUGCCCAGGGCAUCUGGAGGCGAGGAGAGUGAACUCCCUUCCCACCCCCCUAGUCUGGUCUCAUUACCUGCCCACCGGCCUGCCCGCCUGCCCACCUCCAUUGUGGGGGGGCCCUGGGGCUGGACAGCUGGAGGGGAGGGGUCCUGAGCCCCGGCGGGGGCCAGGGGCAGCCUGGGCUCCUUCCCGGGGUGGGUGUGUCUCUAGUCCCAGUAUUAGGCCGUCCCCUGGGGGUCCUGGGGGGGUCAGACCUCUGGCACAGGACGCUCCGUUGAAGGGGUGGGGCCUGAGCCCAGUGCCCCACCCUCCCCAUAGUGCAUGGCGUGUGGUUGUCCCCACCUGGGCUCCAGGACCGUAGCCCCUCCCCCUCCUCCCCCCCUCCCCAUCAUUGUGUCUGUCAACCCCACCCGCUGUGAAUGUGCCACAGAGAAUAAAAGUCUGGGGGAUUA